AUGGCUGAUAGUUUAUGCAGUCCGUUGGCACCGUGUAGGUGGCCGGUGCAUCUUUUGGCUGGAUCAGUGGCUGGUCUUGCCGAACAUUGCCUCAUGUUUCCAUUCGAUUCAGUGAAAACUCGAUUACAAAGUUUAUGCCCAUGUCCAGAAACAAGAUGUCCAACAGCAAUGCAUAGUCUUUUAUCAAUGGUGAAACGCGAAGGUUUGCUGCGAUCACUGAAAGGAGUCAAUGCUGUUGUAUUUGGUAGCAUUCCGGCUCAUGCUUUGUAUUAUACGGUUUAUGAAAAUUCCAAAGCUUAUUUGCUAAAUAAUCCGCGCGUAUCUAGUUCGACGUCGUAUGCGAUAUCCGGAACGCUUGCUACUGUUGUCCAUGAUGCUGUUAUGAAUCCUGCUGAGGUAGUGAAACAACGCAUGCAAAUGAUUUUUAGUCCUUACGGUAAUAGUCUAGAAUGUAUACGCUGUAUCUAUAUUCGAGAGGGUUUCAAGGCUUUUUACCGUUCAUAUAUUACGCAGCUAACACUGAAUAUACCGUAUCAGUGUACACAUUUUAUGAUAUAUGAAUAUAUGCAAAACUUACUAAAUCCUCAUCAUAAUUAUAAUCCCUCUUCUCAUCUUGUUUCCGGAGGAAUUGCUGGUGGAAUAGCUGCAGCUAUCACAACUCCUUUUGAUUGUGUAAAGACUGUUUUGAAUACACAACAAACUCCCCGCCUUAAUACGACGUAUCGAUUGCUCACUCAGAACGGACAUACAGCAUAUUACAAAGGACUGGCUGACGGGGUUCGGACGAUCUAUUAUCUUCGAGGCACAGGUGGAUUCUUCCGUGGACUUCAGGCUAGAAUAAUAUUCCAAGUUCCUUCCACAGCACUCAGCUGGUCUGCAUAUGAAUUGUGCAAAUACAUGCUUUCUGUGCGAAGUUGA
This is a messenger RNA of Acanthocheilonema viteae, 918 nucleotides long. Lineage: Eukaryota; Metazoa; Nematoda; Chromadorea; Rhabditida; Onchocercidae. The record is from the annotation of a GenBank genome assembly.